Messenger RNA from Cuscuta campestris, 1881 nucleotides. The record is from the annotation of a GenBank genome assembly. NCBI's taxonomy places the organism in Eukaryota, Viridiplantae, Streptophyta, Magnoliopsida, Solanales, Convolvulaceae.
AGUAUAAUGCAAUGACUCGAGUUUAAUAUGCAUCUCUCAUAGAGUCCAAAUAACACUUUGAAAUAGCUUAGCAAACAUGAAAUAAAACAUUUUAAUGUAAAGCUUACACACUUGGCAGACUGCCACAAUGAAUAGCAUAUUGAAUAUAAGGACAUAAUUUCCCGUGGGAAAUAAAAAACGAAUGAAAAUAUUAAAGUGAGGUAUUAGUUAUACAACCAAAGUAAUUAAAAUAGUAAGUCGGCAAACUUUGACACCAUUAACAACAUAGAGCACAAUAAAAUUUUGCAGCGCCAUUAGUUCUUCAAUGUAUUUACUAUUUAUGUAAACAAAAUUAAUGAUGAAGUCGACUUGCAAUUUGAAGAUAAAUUACUCCGUAUAUGAACACAAAAAAACAGAGACAGACCUGAUAUUGAUCCUUUGGGACGUUGAACUACAUAGAACAAUAAGAUGAAGUGUGUUAGGAAUGUGUCUCCUUGCCAUUUCAUGUUCAUAGGUAAAUCAUAGCAAUAUGCCAUUUGGGAGAAAAUGAACACACCCUAAGCAAUAUGCCAUUUGAGACUCUUUUAGGGCUUUCCCAGAAUCCACAUACUCAUAAAGCAUUGAAUUCACCAUUCAGUUCACAGAAUGCAGGUAUCUUAAAUUUCAAGAAACCAAUAUUGUUGUUGUUGUUUAUUCAUUUAUUCUUAUCGGAUCCGAAACUAUGAUUGACUUAACAAAACCCAACUGAACAUUUACGUUCUUCCCGUUUUAUUUUCAUAUGUGAAAUCAUUAUCUUUCUUUAAUUCAACAAUUUUGGGGAGCCGCAUGAAAAUAAAAAAUUCAGGUGGGAGAGAUUCUUUGCUAAUGAAACACAAAUAGGGAACUCACAAAUCUCUAUCUGAUUUUUGCUCAAACUUUUUAGGCAACACAAUACUCCGUAUAUCAUGAAUCCCAAAUUGACCAACUCUAACAAUUAUUUAUCAGUGUAGAACACUAUCAUCUAUUAAAUCAAAUAUCAUGCAAAUCAAAGACCAAAUGUCCAAUUAAUCAGCUUUUUAAAAAACCCCUCUAAAGCUGGAUAAGAAUUCAUAAAAGAGAAACAAAUAUAUUAUGGUAUGUUUGGGAACAUGGAUUUGGAUUUCAAAUCCGGAUUUGGUUUAAAUUCCAUGUUUGGGAAACUUAAGCAUUUUGAAUUUGGAUUUGAAUCAAAUUCUUUACAUUCAAAAUCAAGCUUAAUUUGAAAUCCAUGCACCUCCCCUUGUCAUUUGAAAUUCAGGAUUUCAAAUUUUGGAAUUGAAAUGAAUGAAUUGAAAUGAAAUGCUAGUUGCCAAACACUACCUUAGGGAUUUUGAAAUACCCCAAAUCAAAAACGGUUAAAACGUGCUGGUGGUGACCUCGUUAGAAUCGAUCUGUGGCAAUGGUUGGGAACAUGGAUGGCGAGAGCCGAUCCAACGGCAUGGAUGUCUGGUCAGAACUUGUUGUCCCCUGGACCUCGAGUUCUUGUGGCUUGAAUCUGUGUCACCCGGUCCAUCUUCAGUUUUAUUCUUCUCGCGAUUUGCUACAUGGUACUCCGUACAUACAAGUGGAAUAUGAGAAGCCAAAAUGUUGCAAACCUACCACCUUCUACCGUUACUUCUAAAAUGGACGGACCUUUAACGGCGAGGACACUUUUGUCUCAGGAUGUAAAAAGUACUACCUCCGUUUCUCAAAAGAGUUCCUCUUUUGACUUUGGGGGAAAAUAAGGAAGUGUUAAAUUGUAGUUGACUUUCCAAUUUUGCCCUUGAUGUGAUGGGUAAAAGUAAGAUGUGAUAGUUUAGUUGUUAGUGAAAAAGUAUGAUGUGAUAUGUAGGGUAUGAAAAAGUAGGGGUAAAAGUGGGUUUUUAAUAGAAAGGGGAAGUGUUU